CCCUGCGGGGCGGGGGCGAAGGUGGGCGCCCCACGCGUUGAUUGGCUGGCGGGGCACGCGCGGCAGGGAGGGGCAGGGCGGACGCGGAGCCGCGGUUAGUCUCGCGUGGCGGUCGUGAGCGCGUGAGGUAUCCUGUGCGGUGUUGCGCGCAGGUAGCAGCAGCAGCAGUAGCCGCCGUGUGAGGGAGCCAUGAAGCACUGCGAGGAAUACUGGGCUGAACAAACCACAGCCUCUGCCCUCAGGGUCUCUUCAUCCAAGCCGAGGCCUGAAAGAGGAGGUCUUCCAGGAAGGGAGGAGAGCAGCUUGUGCAGAGGCCUGGAGGCCAGACUCCACAGUUGUCCUAUGGCAAGAGAUGAGGCCAGGCAAGGCUUUGUAGCCACCCAGACACCUGUGGACUUCAUCCCAAGGGUGGAGAUUCUGGACGCGAAGACCCGGGAGAAGCUGUGCUUCCUGGACAAGGUGGAGCCCCAAGCCACCAUUGCCGAGAUCAAGAACCUUUUCACCAAGACCCAUCCACAGUGGUACCCUGCCCGCCAGUCCCUCCGCCUGGACCCCAAGGGCAAGUCCCUGAAGGAUGAGGAUGUUCUGCAGAAGCUGCCCGUGGGCACCACAGCCACACUUUACUUCCGGGACCUGGGGGCCCAGAUCAGCUGGGUAACGGUCUUCCUGACAGAGUACGCUGGGCCGCUUUUCAUCUAUUUGCUCUUCUACUUCCGGGUGCCCUUCAUCUAUGGCCACAAAUACGACUUCACGUCCAGUCGGCACACCGUGGUGCACCUCGCCUGCAUCUGCCACUCAUUCCACUACAUCAAGCGCCUGCUGGAGACGCUCUUCGUGCACCGCUUCUCCCACGGCACCAUGCCCUUGCGCAACAUCUUCAAGAACUGCACCUACUACUGGGGCUUUGCGGCGUGGAUGGCCUAUUACAUCAACCACCCUCUCUACACACCCCCCACCUAUGGAGCUCAGCAGGUUAAACUGGCCCUCGCUAUCUUUGUGAUCUGCCAGCUUGGCAACUUCUCCAUCCACAUGGCCCUGCGGGACCUGCGGCCAGCUGGGUCUAAGGCCAGGAAGAUCCCAUACCCCACCAAGAACCCCUUCACCUGGCUCUUCCUGCUGGUGUCCUGCCCCAAUUACACCUACGAGGUGGGGUCCUGGAUUGGCUUUGCCAUCAUGACACAGUGUCUCCCAGUGGCCCUCUUCUCCCUGGUGGGCUUCACCCAGAUGACCAUCUGGGCCAAGGGCAAGCACCGCAGCUACCUGAAGGAGUUCCGCGACUACCCGCCCCUGCGGAUGCCCAUCAUCCCCUUCCUGCUCUGAACGGCUUCCCCCGACCCCGGCUCAGCCAAGCUGGGCUCACAUCCCCCUGCCCCAGUGUCGUUCUGGGGGAGGAGUGGGCACCACUGCUCUCCAGCAUCUGGAAUAAAACCUGCCUGCGCAGCUGGA
Molecule: messenger RNA, 1446 nt
Organism: Hippopotamus amphibius kiboko
Lineage: Eukaryota; Metazoa; Chordata; Mammalia; Artiodactyla; Hippopotamidae
Gene: TECR
Product: trans-2,3-enoyl-CoA reductase
Exons: 14
Coding region: 190-1320 (376 amino acids)
Biological process (GO): very long-chain fatty acid biosynthetic process
Molecular function (GO): oxidoreductase activity, acting on the CH-CH group of donors
Source: RefSeq, a predicted model, not a curated record